Micropterus salmoides (largemouth bass) is the source of this 5934-nucleotide messenger RNA. It is a transcript of the gene acvr2aa, whose product is annotated as activin A receptor type 2Aa. NCBI's taxonomy places the organism in Eukaryota, Metazoa, Chordata, Actinopteri, Centrarchiformes, Centrarchidae. Gene Ontology annotation, molecular function: activin receptor activity; ATP binding; activin binding. Gene Ontology annotation, biological process: protein phosphorylation; cellular response to growth factor stimulus; activin receptor signaling pathway. The record is from RefSeq and is a predicted model, not a curated record. Gene Ontology annotation, cellular component: plasma membrane; activin receptor complex. Bases 900 to 2474 code for a protein of 524 amino acids. The transcript is spliced from 11 exons.
CCUCGGCGCUGUGACAGCUGACAGUGGAAGAAGGAGGAAAACAAACCUAAUCCAAGCCGGGCGGCCAUCUUUCCUGAGCUCGCUGAGGCAGGCGGAGAGCGGGAGUGAGGACGGAGGAACCUCGGCUGUCGACUUUCAUUCAGUCCGGGAUCACUAACGCGACCGGUCCACCCCCCUCACACAGGAGCACCUCUCCGCGGCUCGUGCUUUCCCUCCUCGGGAUCCUUUAGGAGACCCGAUCCCAUCGAACCAGUCGGACUGCUAGCUGCGGAGCUAAGCUAACGGCUAGCCGGGGCAGCUAGCUGUUCGGUGACCGAGCUGGGUGCGUCAGAAGCGGAUCAAAGACUGCAGUUUCGCUCGGUGAUAUUCCGGCUGAUGGUGGACUCCGAUCCCCGCGGACACCACCUCCUCGACGGGGACAUGCUGUGAACACGGAGCCUGGAGGAAAGGUGGAGGUUUCAGGGAUCCGGAGAGACUUUAACACCGAUCCUGCAGUUGGACUUAAUCCCCUUUGGAAAUUCUCUAAAUCAGCUCCACCGGGGAAAAUGUCCUCCGUGACGCCCGACAAGAAGAAUCCGCCCCGGACAGUAUCCGAGAGGCCGCGGUGAACCGGCUGCUGUGGUCCCGCUGGAGAGACCCGAGACCCGGGAUGUUCCACGGUUGAUCGGCGGUGCCUCCGCCUCGUUCACCGGGCCUGUGCACAGAUUAACGGGCUGGGACCGCCUCGGUGACCCUGCCCGGAUCAGAUUAAAGGGCUCACGUUAGACGGGAAAGACCGGGACGUGUUGCCGGAUCUCGGUGUCCACCAUAAGAAUCAGCUCUGGUUUAAAGGGACGCUAAUCCCGGUCCUGGUUUCGGGAUUAUAACUGACAUUAAGCAUUGUAGUCUUUGGAUCCACAAUGGGAUCAGCGACCAAACUGGCCUUCAGCGUGUUCCUCAUCUCCUGCUCCUCAGGUGCGAUCCUGGGCCGCUCAGACAUUCAGAAGUGUGUCCACUACAACUACAACCCUUCGUCUUCCUCGUCUUCCUCGUUGGCGUCUGAGAGUCAGGGUAACAUGAGCGGGGUGGUCACCUGCUCCGGAGACAAGGACAAGAGGCUCCACUGCUUCGCCACCUGGAAGAACGUGUCCGGAGCCGUCCAGGUGGUCAAACAGGGCUGCUGGCUGGACGACGUCAACUGUUACGACAGGCGCGAGUGCGUGGAGAGGAAGGACGCUCCUGAAGUCUUCUUCUGCUGCUGUGAAGGAUCUUUGUGUAACAGCAGGUUCUUCUACAGUCCUGACAGCAGACAGACGCAGAUACCAACCACAAACAAACCGGUGACGGCCAAGCCCCCGGUGCUGACCACUCUGAUGUACUCGCUGGUUCCCAUCAUGGCCGUCACCGCCAUCGUCCUCUUCUCCUUCUGGAUGUACCGGCACCACAAACUGGCCUACCCUCCUGUCCUGGUGCCCACACAGGACCCCGGGCCCCUGCCCCCCUCCCCCAUCCUGGGCCAGAAGCCCCUGCAGCUGCUGGAGAUCAAAGCCAGGGGGCGCUUCGGCUGCGUGUGGAAGGCCCAGCUGCUCAGUGAAUACGUCGCCGUCAAGAUCUUCCCCAUCCAGGACAAGCAGUCGUGGCAGAACGAGUACGAGAUCUUCACCCUGAGCGGGAUGAGACACGAGAACCUGCUGCAGUUCAUCGGAGCCGAGAAGAGAGGCAGCAACCUGGACAUGGAGCUGUGGCUCAUCACCGCCUACCAUGAGAAGGGUUCUCUGACAGACUACCUGAAGGCAAACGUCCUCUCCUGGUCUGAACUGUGUCUCAUCGCUCAGUCGAUGUCUCGAGGUCUCGCCUACCUGCACGAGGACAUACCUGGACACAAGGACGGACACAAGCCUGCCAUCGCACACAGGGACUUGAAGAGUAAGAACGUGCUGCUGAAGUCCAACCUGACCGCCUGCAUCGCUGACUUCGGCCUCGCUCUCAGGUUUGAGGCGGGAAAAUCUCCUGGAGACACGCACGGACAGGUGGGGACCAGGAGGUACAUGGCCCCGGAGGUACUAGAGGGGGCCAUUAACUUCCAGAGAGACGCCUUCCUGAGGAUAGACAUGUACGCUCUGGGUCUGGUGCUAUGGGAGCUCGCCUCACGCUGCAAAGCUGCUGACGGUCCUGUGGACGAGUACAUGGUGCCGUUUGAGGAGGAGGUGGGCCAGCAUCCGUCUCUGGAGGACAUGCAGGAGGUGGUGGUCCACAAGAAGAUGAGACCGACGCUCAGAGAGUGCUGGCAGAAACACGCUGGUCUGGCCCUGCUCUGUGAGACCAUUGAGGAGUGCUGGGAUCACGAGGCUGAAGCUCGGCUGUCGGCGGGCUGCGUGGAGGAACGAGUCGUGCAGAUGCAGCGGCAGACGAGCGUCACGCCGCCGGAGGACAUUGUCACGGUUGUCACCAUGGUAACCAACGUGGACUACCCGCCUAAAGAGUCGAGCCUAUGACAAGGCCCGAGGACCAAUCAGGACAGAGCAGGGACUCCCUCAGUGAGCGUUUUCUGUCUCUGAUCUAAGACUCAGGUGGGCGCUCAGAUGACUGUAAGGGCACUCAGGUGACCUUGAUGACGCUCAGAUGACUUUAAGAGCGAUCAGGUGACCUUGAUGACGCUCAGGUGACCUUGAUGACGCUCAGAUGACUUUAAGAGCGAUCAGGUGACCUUGAUGACGCUCAGGUGACCUUGAUGACGCUCAGGUGACGUUGAUGACGCUCAGAUGACUUUAAGAGCGAUCAGGUGACCUUGAUGACGCUCAGGUGACCUUGAUGACGCUCAGAUGACUUUAAGAGCGAUCAGGUGACCUUGAUGACGCUCAGAUGACUUUAAGAGCGAUCAGGCGACCUUGAUGUCGCUCAGGUGACCUUGAUGAUGCUCAGAUGACUUUAAGAGCGAUCAGGUGACCUUGAUGACGCUCAGGUGACCUUGAUGAUGCUCAGAUGACUUUAAGAGCGAUCAGGUGACCUUGAUGACGCUCAGGUGACCUUGAUGACGCUCAGAUGACUUUAAGAGCGAUCAGGUGACCUUGAUGACGCUCAGGUGACCUUGAUGACGCUCAGAUGACUUUAAGAGCGAUCAGGUGACCUUGAUGACGCUCAGGUGACCUUGAUGAUGCUCAGAUGACUUUAAGAACGUUCAGGCGACCUUGAUGUCGCUCAGGUGACCUUGAUGAUGCUCAGAUGACUUUAAGAGCGAUCAGGUGACCUUGAUGACGCUCAGGUGACAUUGAUGAUGCUCAGAUGACUUUAAGAGCGAUCAGGUGACCUUGAUGAUGCUCAGAUGACUUUAAGAGUGAUCAGGUGACCUUGCGUGCACUCAGGAGACGUGGAGGACAACAUGGCGGACAGUCUCUCCCUCAGCAGCCUGAGCCGCACUGAUCUCCACCCUCUGACAUCACUUCCUCUUGUCACUUCAAAAUAAGAGACUUCCUGGACGUUUUGUAGGCUAACUGUAGUUUUUAGUUUGUGUUUCUCUGAAUGAUGUGAUGCCAACGAGAAGCAGCUUCUGAAUGUCUGUGUGUGUAAAUACAGAAGAUUUAUAUAUUCUACUGAGAGGUAAUAAUCAGGUUAUUGAUCCAGACGGAGGUAAUAAUCAGGUUAUUGAUCCAGACAGAGGUAAUAAUCAGGUUAUUGAUCCAGACAGAGGUAAUAAUCAGGUUAUUGAUCCAGACAGAGGAGAGGUAAUAAUCAGGUUAUUGAUCCAGACGGAGGAGAGGUAAUAAUCAGGUUAUUGAUCCAGACAGAGGUAAUAAUCAGGUUAUUGAUCCAGACAGAGGUAAUAAUCAGGUUAUUGAUCCAGACAGAGGAGAGGUAAUAAUCAGGUUAUUGAUCCAGACAGAGGAGAGGUAAUAAUCAGGUUAUUGAUCCAGACGGAGGUAAUAAUCAGGUUAUUGAUCCAGACAGAGGUAAUAAUCAGGUUAUUGAUCCAGACAGAGGUAAUAAUCAGGUUAUUGAUCCAGACAGAGGUAAUAAUCAGGUUAUUGAUCCAGACAGAGGUAAUAAUCAGGUUAUUGAUCCAGACGGAGGAGAGGUAAUAAUCAGGUUAUUGAUCCAGACGGAGGAGAGGUAAUAAUCAGGUUAUUGAUCCAGACAGAGGUAAUAAUCAGGUUAUUGAUCCAGACGGAGGAGAGGUAAUAAUCAGGUUAUUGAUCCAGACAGAGGAGAGGUAAUAAUCAGGUUAUUGAUCCAGACGGAGGUAAUAAUCAGGUUAUUGAUCCAGACGGAGGUAAUAAUCAGGUUAUUGAUCCAGACGGAGGUAAUAAUCAGGUUAUUGAUCCAGACAGAGGUAAUAAUCAGGUUAUUGAUCCAGACAGAGGUAAUAAUCAGGUUAUUGAUCCAGACAGAGGUAAUAAUCAGGUUAUUGAUCCAGACAGAGGUAAUAAUCAGGUUAUUGAUCCAGACGGAGGAGAGGUAAUAAUCAGGUUAUUGAUCCAGACGGAGGAGAGGUAAUAAUCAGGUUAUUGAUCCAGACAGAGGUAAUAAUCAGGUUAUUGAUCCAGACAGAGGAGAGGUAAUAAUCAGGUUAUUGAUCCAGACAGAGGAGAGGUAAUAAUCAGGUUAUUGAUCCAGACGGAGGUAAUAAUCAGGUUAUUGAUCCAGACAGAGGAGAGGUAAUAAUCAGGUUAUUGAUCCAGACAGAGGAGAGGUAAUAAUCAGGUUAUUGAUCCAGACAGAGGAGAGGUAAUAAUCAGGUUAUUGAUCCAGACAGAGGUAAUAAUCAGGUUAUUGAUCCAGACAGAGGAGAGGUAAUAAUCAGGUUAUUGAUCCAGACAGAGGAGAGGUAAUAAUCAGGUUAUUGAUCCAGACAGAGGAGAGGUAAUAAUCAGGUUAUUGAUCCAGACGGAGGUAAUAAUCAGGUUAUUGAUCCAGACGGAGGAAAUAAUCAGGUUAUUGAUCCAGACGGAGGUAAUAAUCAGGUUAUUGAUCCAGACGGAGGAGAGGUAAUAAUCAGGUUAUUGAUCCAGACAGACACAAACAUACGGCAAUCUUUCUUAUCUUUCUUCAGACUUUUGAUCCUCUGAGACACGAGGAGAUUCAAACAUUUCAUGAAUGAAAUCGGAGAAAUAAAGUGAAAUUGAACUGAUCGAUCGAUACGGGUGCAAGUUAUCGGUUGUUUUUAUCUAAUAUAUUAAUUGUUUAAAACAGAAGCUCAUGGCUGUAAGUCUGACUAUUGAUUAUCCUUCAGUGGGACAAUAUGUAUCUUAUCUAAAACCCGUCUCUCAGAGUCCAAAGUGACGACUUCAUCCUUUGCUCCACAGCGUUGACCUAUUGAUCUGUUGCAGCAUUACUCAAUAAGUUUGAUUGAUUGAUCAGAGGAAGGUCUGUCUCGUGCUGCAUUAUUUCCUCUACCAGCAGUGUCAAAUAACAAUUAAUUUAAAGAAAGGCGCGUUCCCGCUGACUCUUUUAACUGUUUUUUUUUAGUGUUUUAUUUACUUAUUGAUUAAUUAAGAAACUAAUUAGGGUAUUAAUCAGUAAUAAUUGUACUGAUUAGUUCUGUUGUUUCACUUUAUUUCUUUGACUCUGAAUCAGAGACAAUCCAAGCCACAUUUUAGAUGUUAAUCAGCCUGCUGAUCAGCUGCCUGCAAACUAAACAGGAAAGAAAGAUCUUAUGAGAUUGAGCUGAAGGUGAAAUGUGUUUAAACUCGUCUUCACUGCUGGUUUCCUGUCUGCCUCUGUAGAGCCUGAAACUGAUCAUCAAUAACUCUGUUUUAUCCAUUUAUUGAUCUGCUCAGCGACUCACAGUUCGUCUGAAACAAUGUCUCGUCAGUGAAGAAAGAAAAAUAAAACGGAUAAGAUGUUGGUCAGAAUGUAAAGAAAUAAACUGUGAAGUCAGAAGAAUGAUUCAAUCUGAGGAAAUAAAGUGUUGUAUGAUCAAACAAGUUCAGGGUCAAUAAAGCUUUGUAUAGAUCUGUU